This is a messenger RNA of Alosa alosa (allis shad), 1951 nucleotides long. RefSeq names its product finTRIM family, member 67 (gene ftr67). The coding region runs from base 103 to 1389 and encodes 428 amino acids. Gene Ontology annotation, molecular function: zinc ion binding. The transcript is spliced from 7 exons. NCBI's taxonomy places the organism in Eukaryota, Metazoa, Chordata, Actinopteri, Clupeiformes, Clupeidae. The record is from RefSeq and is a predicted model, not a curated record.
CGUGACCAUUUCCUGCAAAACAAAGCUGACUCCACUCGUUCUCAUGCCACAGCCUUUAAAUCGCUAACCACUAGAGUAGCGUUUUUAUUGGAUUACAGAAAAAUGGCACAGGCUGGUGUUUUCCUUGAACACGAUCAGUUCAACUGUUCGAUAUGUCUGGAUGUUCUCAAGGACCCCGUGACUAUACCAUGUGGCCAUAGUUAUUGUAAAGGCUGUAUCUCGGGCUAUUGGGACCAGGAUGAAUUCAUCUCGCUGUAUGGCUGCCCCCAAUGCAGACAGACAUUUUCGCCAAGGCCUGUACUGGGCAGAAACACCAUGUUGGCUGAUGUCGUAGAGAAACUGAGUAAGACCGGACUUCAGACCGUUCCUUCUGACGACUCGUUAGCCGAACCCGGAGAUGUGGAGUGCGACGUUUGUACAGGACGGAAAAACAAGGCGGUUAGAUCCUGUUUGGUAUGUUUGGCCUCAUACUGCGAGUCUCACGUUCAACCCCACUACGAGUCUCAGGCCUUCAAGAGGCACAAGCUGGUCGCACCCUUCGGAACGAUACAGGAAAAGCUGUGCUCUCGCCACGACAAGCUCCUGGAGGUCUUCUGUCGCACUGAUCAGCGGUGUAUAUGCUCGUUAUGCCUUACCGACGAACACAAAGGUCACGACGCUGUUUUGGCCGCAGGUGAAAUCACAGAAAAGAAGAGUGAGAUUGGAGAGAUGCAGAGAAAAUCCCAGCAAGUUAUUCAGGAGCGAGAGAAAGAGCUGGAACAGCUGAAGCACUCCAUGACGUCUCUCACACUGUCUUCCCAGGCCGCUCUGGUGGAGAGCGAACGCAUAUUUAUGGAGCUGUCUACCUCCAUAGCUCGGAGGCAGUCAGAGCUGAAGGAGCUCAUCCGGGUCCAGGAGAGGUCAGCCAUGGCCCACGCCGAGGACUGCCUCCGGCAGCAGGAGCAGGAGCUUAGCCAGCUCAGGAAGAGGGACGCCGAGCUGCUCCGGCUACUGCAGACGGAUGACCACGUCAACUUCCUCCAGAGCUGCCAGUCUCUCAGUGCACAGCCUGAGCGAGGGGAUGUACUAAACAUCAGAUCAGACCCAAACUUUGGCUCUGUUAUCGCUGCUGUCUCAGAGUUUCAGGCGCUACUCGAAGAUGUCUGCCAGGGUGGAUUUUUCAACAUCUCUGAAAAAGUGAAUGGCGUUGCAAUUCUUGAAAAUCCCAAGCCUAAGUCAGACCUGGAACCAGCAAUGGAACCAGCUGCACAAGCACCUUUCGGCCUAAGUGCUCCUGCCCCAACCACAUUUGGGGUUCCUGUACCUUCUUUUGGUGGAUUCGCCUUCUCAUGUGGUUCGAGACCCUCAAAUUCCAGACUUCGAGUACAACAGAGGAGGAGACGGAGGUAACAAGGACCGAAGAACCACACAAUGGCUGCCAAACUGUACUAUUUCGUUUAGCCGCUAGGAUUGCUGCAUGUUUACUUUGAACAAAAAGAAAAAAAUGUAGUAUUAAUAAUAAUAAUAUACUCCAGUGUUUUGUGGAAAGAGGUCCACACAUCAUACUUAACCAUUAUUUAACCAUUUUAAAGUGAUUUCAUUAUUGUAUUUUUGCAACAUUUUAUCUUUAUUAUUUUAAUGUAAAAAAGAAAAAUAUAAAAUAUGGGACGAUGCUAACAUAGAGCUUUACUGACAUUGAGGUAAUGUCCAACAUGUCAUGCUUUGCACAAUCAUGAUUGGCAGAUAGAUGUUUUAGUUCUGUAAAGUAAUGGUGCUGUUUGUGUUACAUUGCUGCUAGAAAAUGGCAUAAAAAGAAACAAAUAAUGUGAAUAUCUUUUCCAAACGAGUAUCAGGUUUUUAUUUUACAAAGGAAGGUGUUCAGCUGAGAACAUUUUUGGUGACAAAAAAGUUUGUUUUUGAAUAAGUAAAAGAAAAUAAAAGUUUAUUUUAAAUAAAUACAUAGAGAUGUGAA